UGCUGCCUUUUGUGUGUCUCGUGAACCGUAGACACCGCCCCUCCUACCCACCCUCCCUCCGGUAGGAACAGCAGACUGUCGGUUAGGUCCACUGCCUGUAAACACAUCACAACCACAAUGAACCGAAACGGCGAAGUUACCGGGCCUCGCGUUCCGUCGCCACUAACGUUGACCAUGUAAACCGACGAGUAAGUCCGUGUUCUCGAGCGGUUCAGCUGUGGAUUUUGGACACAGUAUCUGGACCUGUCAACGCUGUGGCCGCUGCUUUCACAGCCUGUUUUCAUGCGGACGUUGUCAUAAUGGUCGCCGGUUGAGUUGUGUGAACCAAAGGUAGCCCGUUAACAGUUGAACAAAACACCCCGGUGUGUUUUUCACCCUGUGACCACUCGCUAAGCUACAGACAUUUCAGGGGAACUUGAACAUGGCAUCGGCCGCAGAGCACGACCUGGCUCUGUCUGAGGCGGACAGCAGCAAAGAGAAGGCUCAGGUGUUUGGAAUACUGAGGUUGCAGGAGGAGAAGUGUGCAGCUGGAGACAAAGCUAACAGUAGCAGCACAAUGAGAGGAGCAGCAGCAGCAGCAGCAGGAGGCAGCGGAGGGGUUGACGGUCGGUGGCAGGCUCCUAUCUUCGCUUUGGCCAGGAAAGCAUCCGAAACCAUUUCAGGGAGCAUUCAUGUGCUGCCCAAAGUGUCGGAGCACAGGACGUCUCUGCCUGGGGAGUGGACCGUCCAAGCUAUGCGAGACCCCAUGGCCAUGGAACGAGCCAACCUGCUGAACAUGGCCAAGCUGAGCAUUAAAGGCCUGAUUGAGUCGGCUCUGAGCUUCGGACGCACACUGGACUCGGACUACCCGCCCCUCCAACAGUUUUUUGUUGUCAUGGAGCACUGUCUCAAACAUGGUCUCAGAGUAAAGAAGUCAUUUCUGGGCUUUAACAAGUCUCUGUGGGGUCCUCUGGAGUUGGUGGAGAAACUGUGUCCUGAAGCAGCAGAGAUUUCAGCAUCUGUCCGCGACCUGCCAGGACUAAAGACGCCUUUAGGCAGAGCCAGGGCCUGGUUGCGUCUCGCUCUCAUGCAGAAACGACUGGCCGACUAUCUGCGACUUCUCAUCACCAGAAAAGACCUCCUCAGUGAUUUCUAUGAGAACUCAGCACUGAUGCUGGAGGAGGAGGGAGCCGUGAUCGUGGGCCUGCUGGUGGGCCUGAACGUCAUCGAUGCUAACCUGUGUGUCAAAGGAGAGGACCUGGACUCCCAGGUCGGCGUAAUCGAUUUCUCCAUGUACCUGAAAAACGACAUAGAUGAUUACAGGAGUGAAGAGAGGAACAGCCAGAUAUCAUCCAUCUUGGACCAGAAGAACUAUGUAGAGGAACUGAAUCGACAACUGAACUCCUCAGUCCAUGGUCUCCAGGGAAGAGUUGACUCUUUGGAAAAGUCCAACUCCAAACUCAUAGAGGAGUUAGCCAUAGCCAAGAACAACAUCAUUAAACUGCAGGAAGAGAACCAGCAGUUGAGGAGUGAAAACAGCCUUAUUCUCCUGAAAGCACAACAACAUUUAGAGGUAACCCAAGGCGAUGUAUCAUUGGAGAGAGACACGUACAAACAGUCUCGUCAGGGUUUGGACGAGAUGUACAACGAGGCUCGGAGACAGCUGAAGGAGGAGUGUCAACUCAGACAGGAUGUGGAGAAUGAGCUGGUCGUCCAGGUGUCAAUGAAACAGGAAAUGGAGCUGGCCAUGAAACUUCUGGAGAAGGAUAUUCAUGAAAAACAGGACACAUUGAUCGGCCUGAGACAUCAACUGGACGAGGUCAAAGCCAUCAACGUCGAAAUGUACCAGAAGAUGCAUUCGUCCGAUGAGGAGAUGAAGAAGAAGAACGAUAUGAUCAGUCGCCUGGAGGAGAAGACCAAUCAGAUCACUGCCACCAUGAAGCAGCUGGAGCAAAGCGAUAAGGACCUGCUAAGUCAGACCAGAACGCUUGCUAUGUCAUUUGUUAAGUGUGCCAGCGCAGACACGGAGCACCAGUACAAACUAGUGAAGGACAUCUCCUUCUGAGGACACACAUGAUUGUUUAAUGACCACAUGGACUUAACUAAGGAACACUACUGUUUUGUUUUGUUUUCGGGUUUGUUUUUUUGCACAUAAUAAUAUUUAGAUGGUUUUCUGGUGGAAAUGCAGCCACAGAAUACGUCGUAACUGGAAAUGCAUUGUUUUUGUCCUUUACUUCCUGAAACAUGAUGAUCGUGAACAUCGGCAGAGCGCUGCGAUUUGUAGAGACUGGCUGAUAACGUGUGUCGUGAUCUGUAGUUAGAUUGCAGUCAUACGGCCUAAUCAAUUAUCUCACCUUUUCUUACUUAAAGCUGCAGUAGGUGGGAUUGCUAGAAAAAUAGAUGAUUGUUCAGUUGAAAUUUCAUCCCCAGUUUACUCCAUUUAAUAUUGACAAGCAUUUAUUGUCCAUCUCAAGUGAAGUCUUUAGAACAGCCAAUAAGAGGCUUCCUUUCUUUCUUUCUUUCUGAGCUUGUCUGGGCCAGUUUUUCCCAAGGCUAUAAACCCAGCGUAUAGGAGGUGAAUAAGUCUGGUUUUCUCUCGGAUCACUUAAUCACAUUAUGCUGAAAUGUUAUACGAGAUGGAGAGCACAAACCUCUGCUCAAAGGCCACUCGAUUUCCCACAGUGUCAACACACUCUCCCUAAUGAAUACUUGUUUAAAAAGAAAUCCUGAAUAUGAUAAACGCAGCCAAAAACACAAUCUCCUUUGUGGGAAAUGGGAAAUGACACUUAAAUAUUCAUUCUACUCCAGUUUUAACAUAAGGUUGUGUGUAGUCAGUGAGAGAACUGCCUGAAUAUUACCUCAGUUAUACUUAAAAAAUAAUGUGGAGAAACAUUUGAAUUUAUUCAUAAUACUUUAUUAAUUCACUCACAUGCUCACACGUACAUACACACAUGCUUGGCAAUUGUUUUCAGCUCUGAAUUGUAAUUUUAAGAGUCUCUGAUGUUGUUGCUGUUCACUUCAAGUUAGAAUGAGCUGCUCAUAUGUGGAGUCACUGUAGUGUUUACAGUAGGGACAAGCCUAAACGUACUGUAUAUGGGAGUCAGACCUCAGGAGUGAGGUUCUGUGUGUUCUGCACAUCCCUCCUCACCUGACCUGCUUCUGACUGGCUGCGAUGACCCUCAAUAGGUGGGUUUUCUUCAGCUCGUUUUUAUGUGCAUACAUGUAAACGUAUCUUGAAAUAUUGGAGGUUUUUACUCGUGAUGCAGGUGGAAAUGUUGCAGAUCGAUAAAAGGCAAAUGCACAUUAUGUUCAAAGGGAACAGAGUCUGCAAAAUAAAGGAUGAUGUCACUUCUGCUUUCACAUUUCGCUGCACUGAUAAAAUGGCAGAAACAAGAGCAGGUAUGAUUGAACACAACAAACAUUCCUAGUACAGUAGUACAGUAAAAGAUUGAAUAAACGACAGAAACCAAACAAAUUUGCUUUUUUUUUUAGGAUAUGUGUUUUAAAUAACAUCAAAUGAAGUUAGUAAUUAAUUUCUUACCAGUUUACCUAUUCAAAAUGGAAUUAGGUGUCAGGUCUCUUUUCAUGAUUUAUAUCGGGAUUUGCAUCACGAUUGUGUGCCAUUUUUAAAAAGUAUAGAAAAUUUGGGAAACAUUCAUUAUAACAUUAUAACAGUUGCACUUUCAUGUACUUUUACUGUGAAACCGAACUUAAAAUUAGCUACCUUCCGCUUAUCUCAAUGAACUUGUCGCUCUAAACAAAAUAUCAGCAGUAAAUGUGCAAUUUCUUUUACGAAUAUUUUCAAAAUAUGGUGAAGAUUUGUGAUAGAUUGAUGGAAAAUAGGUCACUGUAUGUACCGUAGAUUUCAGGCACCGUCGCUAGUUUGUCGUCACAGCAAAUCCAAAUGACAUAAAAUGACAUUUAUGAUUUUUGGGAAGUAUACAGAGCAAACAUCUCACUACACUACAGUCUCAGAGGAUUAAUGCAGUGAACUGUACCUUUAUAAAAGACACAGUGUAUCGUUUAUAUGUUCCGUUUCCUCUGAAGAUUCACCUUUAACUGAAGAGGUUUAAAGAUCUGAUUUUAAAGACACAUGUGCUUAGAGUCACUGAGAUGAACUGUUCCUACUAAACUCUAAGACCUUGAAGCUUCUGAAUGUGAUGUUGUGUCUCGUUUUGGCGUAUUUAUUGACUUUUGUGAUAAUAUCAGGAAGUAAUCGAUCGACUUAUUCUAACUCCACAUUCUGCAAAAAGUUCUGAAACUCACUCACAACUACUGUCUUUUACCACCAUGACAAAUAAAGUUAGAUGUUUUGAAA
Solea senegalensis (Senegalese sole) is the source of this 4297-nucleotide messenger RNA. RefSeq names its product RUN and FYVE domain containing 2 (gene rufy2). The record is from RefSeq and is a predicted model, not a curated record. Gene Ontology annotation, molecular function: metal ion binding. Gene Ontology annotation, cellular component: cytoplasm. Bases 422 to 2044 code for a protein of 540 amino acids. Lineage: Eukaryota; Metazoa; Chordata; Actinopteri; Pleuronectiformes; Soleidae. The transcript has 14 exons.